Aedes aegypti (yellow fever mosquito) is the source of this 1606-nucleotide messenger RNA. RefSeq names its product phosphoglycerate kinase (gene Pgk). Gene Ontology annotation, molecular function: phosphoglycerate kinase activity; ATP binding; ADP binding. The transcript is spliced from 3 exons. Gene Ontology annotation, cellular component: cytosol. NCBI's taxonomy places the organism in Eukaryota, Metazoa, Arthropoda, Insecta, Diptera, Culicidae. Gene Ontology annotation, biological process: glycolytic process; gluconeogenesis. Bases 140 to 1387 code for a protein of 415 amino acids. The record is from RefSeq and is a predicted model, not a curated record.
ACAUUCAAUUCACUUUUCUCUGCAAGCAGGAAUCAUUUUCAAAGAAGCACUCGGUGGAGAAUAAUCUGUUAAACUGUGAUCUCCCCCUGAAAUUCUUUUUAAACUUAGGUCAUUUGUGCGAAUUUACUGCAAAGCAACGAUGGCUCUCAAUAAACUCAGCAUCGAGAAUGUUGAUUUGAAGGGCAAACGAGUUUUUAUGCGUGUGGAUUUCAAUGUCCCUAUCAAAGAGGGAAAGAUCACUAGCAACCAGCGUAUCGUAGCUGCCCUGGACAGUAUUAAAUAUGCCUUGGAAAAGGGUGCCAAGUCCGUUGUCCUUGCCUCCCACCUUGGACGUCCGGACGGCAACAAGAAUGCCAAAUACACCCUAGCCCCGGUGGCCGAGGAGAUGAAGAAGCUGUUGGGUCGUGAUGUGACCUUCCUUAACGACUGUAUCGGUGCUGAGGUUGAAGCCGCAUGCAAAGACCCUGCACCGGGUUCGAUCAUUUUGUUGGAGAAUGUCCGAUUCUACGUUGAAGAGGAGGGCAAGGGCGUUGACGCCUCCGGCAAUAAGGUUAAGGCUGAUAAGGACAAGGUCAAGGCUUUCCGCGAAAGUCUUGCCAAAUUGGGAGAUGUGUAUGUCAACGAUGCUUUCGGAACUGCUCAUCGUGCGCAUAGUUCCAUGAUGGGUGAGGGAUACGCCCAGCGUGCUGCUGGUUUGUUGUUGAACAAGGAAUUGCGUUACUUCUCGCAAGCUCUGGAUAACCCGCCACGACCAUUCCUUGCCAUUCUGGGUGGAGCUAAGGUUGCUGACAAAAUCCAGCUCAUUGAAAAUCUCCUGGACAAGGUGAACGAAAUGAUCAUUGGAGGUGGAAUGGCAUUUACGUUCCUUAAGGUAUUGAACAAUAUGGAAAUUGGAGGAUCAUUGUUCGACGAGGAGGGUUCAAAGAUCGUUCAGAAGCUGGUAGACAAAGCCAAGGCCAACAACGUGCAACUGCAUUUACCAGUGGAUUUCGUAACUGGUGAUAAAUUUGCCGAAGAUGCUGCCGUUGGAGCUGCUACCGUCGAGAGCGGAAUUCCCGCUGGACACAUGGGUCUCGACGUUGGACCCAAGUCUCGUGAAGCAUUCGCUGCUCCGAUUGCCCGCUCCAAGAUCAUUGUUUGGAACGGUCCACCCGGCGUUUUUGAGUUCCCCAAUUUCGCCAACGGAACGAAAGCUCUUAUGGAUGCCGUUGUCGCUGCAACAAAGGCAGGCACUGUAUCUAUUAUUGGCGGUGGAGAUACCGCUUCGUGUUGCGCCAAGUGGGGAACAGAAUCUCAGGUAUCACACGUUUCUACUGGUGGUGGAGCGUCUUUGGAACUGUUGGAAGGCAAGGUUCUACCUGGUGUCGACGCCUUGAGCAGCGCUUAAAUAAUCGAAAACAUGUUCCAGCAUAAGAGUUAUUUAGCUGAUGUUCCGAGCUGGCUUAUCUAAUCACUAAAGUUUAAGCUUUGUUAGAGUCAAAAAGAAAGUCGAAACUCGUCAUAAAAUAAUCAAUGUGCACCUAGCGCUAAGAUGUAAGUGUAGACUACACCAUGUGCUGUUAUCAGGAGAGAAAAUAAAAGUCAUGUGUUACGUAUUAGAGAUGAA